AUGAAGUCCAAUGGCCCUCUUCCUGCAAAUGUUGAGCAGAAGGGUGGUAUGGGUCUCAACUCUACUACCAUUGACUUUAGCGCCACCCCAUCUGGAAUCUCUCGCAGAGCAGAUGUCUAUGCUAGCGCUGCCAAAGUUCAAGAAUUGAAGCUUUAUACUCAACUUGCUGCAAACGCCUACUGCCGAAGUGUCGUUCCUGGAAAUAAAUGGGACUGUAAGCAUUGCUCCAAGGAUGACACUCUUGUAUCUACUUUUAAGUCUUCCAAGUACGACACCAAUGGAUACGUUGCCCGUAACGACAAAACCAAAGUCAUUAACCUCGUCUUCAGAGGCACAAGCUCACUUCCAAACUUUGUUGCCGAUUUUGAAUUCAUUGCCCAGAGCUAUCCUCCUGUCAGUGGUGCUAAGGUUCAUACUGGAUUUUACAAGGCUUACUUGGAAGUUCAGAAGGAUGUUCUCUCCAGCAUGAUCCAACAGAUCACAUCUUUCCCUAACUACCAAGUUGUUGUCUCUGGACAUUCUCUUGGUGGUGCUCUUGCUACUAUUGGUGUAUUGGACUUGUAUCAGCGCGAUUCUCGUUUUAACGCCAAAAACCUUGCUAUUAGAACAUAUGGUGGACCUCGUGUUGGAAACCCCACUUUUGCUUACUAUGUUACCGGAACUGGUAUUGACUUUGAGCGUACCGUAGACAGACAGGAUAUUGUGCCCCAUCUUCCUCCUCAAUCCUUUGGUUUCUUGCACCCUGGUGUGGAAUACUGGAUUAGAGAUAACGACAACGUCAGAAUCUGCGACGAUGUUCUCGAUUCUGCAGAGUGCUCAAACUCCAUCGUUCCAUUCACCAAGCUUUCCGACCAUCUUAGCUACUUUGAUAUCAACACCGGCCUUUGCCUUUAA
Messenger RNA from Phycomyces blakesleeanus NRRL 1555(-), 894 nucleotides. RefSeq lists its product as hypothetical. Gene Ontology annotation, biological process: lipid metabolic process. The record is from RefSeq and is a predicted model, not a curated record. The transcript is spliced from 9 exons. The coding region runs from base 1 to 894 and encodes 297 amino acids. NCBI's taxonomy places the organism in Eukaryota, Fungi, Mucoromycota, Mucoromycetes, Mucorales, Phycomycetaceae.